Molecule: messenger RNA, 1214 nt
Organism: Octopus sinensis (East Asian common octopus)
Lineage: Eukaryota; Metazoa; Mollusca; Cephalopoda; Octopoda; Octopodidae
Product: zinc finger protein 716-like
Exons: 4
Coding region: 556-1206 (216 amino acids)
Biological process (GO): regulation of transcription by RNA polymerase II; central nervous system development
Cellular component (GO): nucleus
Molecular function (GO): RNA polymerase II cis-regulatory region sequence-specific DNA binding; DNA-binding transcription factor activity, RNA polymerase II-specific
Source: RefSeq, a predicted model, not a curated record
UGUUGAUUUGUUGUUUAUAAAAUACAAUGACCGACUGUUACAUGUGAUAGAACUGAAAUUAAUUGGUAAAAUGAGAAUAAAACAGCGUAAUUAAUUAGUAGAAUGUGAGGAGUCCGAUUGAAGAAUUCCACAUUAAUAUAUGUUAUCCUGUCGUUUAUGAGGCAUUGAUAAAACGAAUAUCACAUCAUGUUGUCAUAAAAGAAAUUACUUCGUUCAGAUGUGCCUUUGAUAUUUUUAUCAACUUUCAUCAACUAAAGGAAGACGAUAUAUUUAUAAGGAGCCUUCAUCCAUACAUCAACGUUUCUAUAUAAAUAUAAUCUAUGACAAACAACAGCGAAAUAUAUUUCUUGUCUUCACUGUCUGGAAUAUAGAGGAGGUGAUUGCCUUACAAGUUUGGAUAACUUUACAAACGAGUUGACAAUUUUCACCUGUUGAUUUAGGUACUAAGAUCACAGAUGAAAGAAACAUAGCAUUAAAUUAUUCCCUGAAAAUAGUGAUGCAAAUGGACACAAACAUAUUCAUAGAAAGGAAACAAACAGUAUUAUUGUGAUACAUAUGACAAAUUAUCCUGUCAUAAUGAAUAAUUUAACUGAACCUAAAAACUCUGAUACAAGAGAGAAACCAUAUCGUUGUGAUAUCUGUGGUAAAUCAUUUUCUUGUAAUAGUGACUUGACUAAACAUAAACGUGUUCAUACAGGAGAGAAGCCAUAUCAUUGUGAUAUCUGUGGUAAAUCAUUUUCUUGUAAUAGUGCAUUGACUGAACAUAAACGUAUUCAUACAGGAGAGAAGCCAUAUCGUUGUCAUAUCUGUGGCAAAUCAUUUUCUUGUAAUAGUAGCUUGACUGUCCAUAAACGUGUUCAUACAGGAGAGAAGCCAUAUCAUUGUGAUAUCUGUGGUAAAUCAUUUUCUUGUAAUAGUGACUUGACUAAACAUAAACGUAUUCAUACAGGAGAGAAGCCAUAUCGUUGUGAUAUCUGUGGCAAAUCAUUUUCUCACAAUAGUACCUUAACAGCACACAAACGUGUUCAUACAGGAGAGAAGCCAUAUCGUUGUGAUGUCUGUGGUAAAUCAUUUUUUUGUAAGAGUGACUUGACUGUCCAUAAGCGUAUUCAUACAGGAGAGAAGCUAUAUCAUUGUGAUGUCUGUGGUAAAUCAUUUUCUUGUAAUAGUGAUUUGAUAAAACAUAAACGUAUUCAUACAAGAUAGAAACCACA